AGAUUCCUUUAACUUUAACCUGACGGUCACAAAUGGUGGACCCCCAGAUAUUGCGCCCAAUUCUCGUUCCUUUGACUAAGACCACGGAACUUUUGAUGCGCAGUCUCUUGUUUCUGAUCAAACCCUAGCACCUCCAAGCCAAACAAACCCCGAUCUCCGUCCCCGACUAUGGCUCCCAAACGCCCCUCGCCGUUGGAUGAGCCUCCGGCAGCGUCUUCCUCCGAAGAAGUAGAAACCUCAUCAGGCGAGGAAGAGGAAGGCGUUUCCAGAGACGGAUCUUCCUCUGAAGAAGAAGAAGAGGAUGAAGAAGAAACUCAAGCUCAGACUCAGAAACCGAAGAAACCUUCUUCUCUUCCUUCCACUCCUGUUGUCGAGAAGAAACCUGUACCUAAGAAAUCUGAACCUUCUACUAACUCUCAGGCUCAGUCUUCUUCCUCAGAGACCGGCUCCGGAUCCGACACCGAUUCGGAUACUGAGUCCGGACGAAACGUCAAGCCGAUUGCUUCUAAGCCGAUGGAAGAGACUCCGAAGGUGAAAAAGCCCAGAUCCAAGCCUUCUGCCUCAGCUACGCCUGCGAGACCGUCUUUGAAGAAGCCUAGUGAGACGACAAGAGAUGCAAAACGGCCAAAGAAGAGUUCUGACGCUGACGCUGAUGAUGGGGUUGUGGCGGAAGACGAUUCCAAGAAAUCUGUUGACGAGUCCAAGAAGCUGUUUCAGAGACUAUGGAGUGAGGACGACGAGAUUGCUAUACUGAACGGUAUGAUCGAUUAUUCAGCUGAGAAGGGUUCUGACCCAUCUUUGGAUAUGAAUGCAUUUCAUGAUUUCAUCAAGAAAUCUCUCCAUGUCGACGUAACCAAGGCCCAAUUAAUGGAUAAGAUACGUCGACUGAAGAAGAAAUAUAGGAACAAUGCAGAUAGAGGGAAGAAGGGUGCAGACCCAACGUUCUCAAAAGCCCACGAGCAGAAAGGGUUUGAACUGUCGAAGAGAAUAUGGGGCGGCGAAGGAAUUCUUCGAACUCCGGCUGUGGAGCAGCUCAAGCCAAAUGCUAAUGGCACUCCAAAGAAGAACCAAAGAGGUAACACCAGUAAGGCACUGGCUUCACUGAAAGCUGAUUUGCUUCCUUCUCCUGAUGCCCCGAAGGAGGAUGAUAGCAUGAAAGUCGAUGAUUGCGAGGCUCCUUCAGGUUGCAUGGAUGGUUUUGUUGCGUUUGAAAGGUCUUUGGGUGCUGUUGGUUUGCCGGAAAGUUUUUUGAAGCCAGGAUUAGAGUUAAUAGGGCAAUCCAAGAGAACAGAGCUGGAGGAAGAGUGGAAGAAAUUGCAUCUUGCAGAACUCGAGCUUUUUCUGAAGAGGACGGAGUUGAUUAGGGAUCAGACAAAGUUGAUACUGGACGCGUACAAGUCAUCUAGCAAGUAAAGAAUUGAAGUUUGGACAAGGGUAUAACUCAUCAGCUUCCAGGUUGAUAAUUGAGGGCUCAAUUUUAUUCAUGUUGUUCGUUGUUUCUGUCUAGGAUUUACUGAUUGUUAUACUUGUAGUUUGUCUAAUUUUACGAAUAUUCUUGAGACGCUAGGGUGAGUUACUACAGACUAUGUUUAAACAUCUACUUCUGUUGGUGAAUCUCUGCUAUAUGUAUUUUGUGUUUGUGUCAA
Cucumis melo (muskmelon) is the source of this 1646-nucleotide messenger RNA. Its product is annotated as STOREKEEPER protein. The transcript has a single exon. Lineage: Eukaryota; Viridiplantae; Streptophyta; Magnoliopsida; Cucurbitales; Cucurbitaceae. Gene Ontology annotation, cellular component: nucleus. Gene Ontology annotation, biological process: regulation of DNA-templated transcription. Bases 169 to 1413 code for a protein of 414 amino acids. The record is from RefSeq and is a predicted model, not a curated record.